Molecule: messenger RNA, 9171 nt
Organism: Sarcophilus harrisii (Tasmanian devil)
Lineage: Eukaryota; Metazoa; Chordata; Mammalia; Dasyuromorphia; Dasyuridae
Gene: COL6A5
Product: collagen type VI alpha 5 chain
Exons: 43
Coding region: 300-8258 (2652 amino acids)
Biological process (GO): extracellular matrix organization
Molecular function (GO): extracellular matrix structural constituent conferring tensile strength
Source: RefSeq, a predicted model, not a curated record
CCUCGCCUUUCUCGCCAAGCACUCUCCACUCCCGACGUGGGAACUCCGCUCCCCCAUUCCCCCACCCCUCGCUCCCCUCCCCGCCCUUUCUCCCGGCUUCACCUCACGCCCCCCGGGGACCUGGCAGCAAGAGCUCACGAGGGUGGGGCGGGGAGGAGGCGCGUGGAUAAAAUCGCGGGGUUGGAAGGCGGGCGACUGCCUAUGCGCCCGCGGGAGACCUGCGCCCUGCGCACUGUUGGCCUCUGCGUGGUCCUAGGAGAGCCUCACGCUUGAGUCCAAGUUUAAAAACAUUCUACAAGAUGAAGAUGCUGCUAAUCUCACUGACCUUGAUGAUGUGGUUUGGAGUAUCAGCUCAUCAGAACCCUGGUCCUGAGUUUGCCGAUGUUGUGUUCCUGGUAGAUAGUUCUGAUCACAUGGGAAGUAAGUCCUUCCCCUUUGUGAGAACCUUCCUAAACAAGAUGAUCAGCAGUCUGCCCAUUGAAGCCAACAAGUUCCGGAUUGGUAUCGCCCAGUAUAGUGACGAUCUACACCAGGAGUUCCUGCUGCACACCUUCAGGACCAAGUCCGCCAUGUUGAACCACCUCAAGAAGAACUUUGGCUAUAUUGGCGGGUCCCUGCGAAUAGGCAAUGCUCUAGAGAGAGUCCACAAGACCUAUUUCUCAGGACCAGCAAAUGAAAGAGAUAAAAAACUAUUUCCCCAGAUUUUAGUUGUCCUGGCUUCAGGCCACUCUGAGGAUGAUGUGGUAGGACCUGCAGAAGCCUUGCGGAAAGAUGGGGUGAAAAUCAUUGCAUUGGGAUUACAAGACGCUUCGGAAGAAAACCUAAAAGCCAUGGCCACUUCUCAGUUUCACUAUAACCUUAGGUCAGUCAGAAAUGUGGGCACAUUUUCAGAAAACAUGACCAGGAUUAUUAAGGAGACGAUAAAGCACCAGGAAAGCAUACAAGAUGUUGAUGAUGUGGUGUGUGAAAGAGAUUCCAUGGCUGACAUCGUCUUCCUGUUGGAUGAAUCCUUUGAGAUCAGAAGAAGCUUGGAAGACCUUCAGAGGUUCCUGGAGAACAUCACAGCCUCCAUGGAUGUGAGGGGGGGUUGUACCAGGAUAGGCAUAUUGAGGUUCAGCAACAAAGCAGAAGUGGUCACUUCUCUGGGAGAUCCUAUGAGCCGUGCUGACAUUGUAAAGGCCAUUCGGAGUCUCUCUGUGAAGUUAGGGAGCGCCUACGUUGGGAAAGCCUUGAAGAAGGCCCAAGAAGUCUUUACCCAAGGCAGGAAGGCCCAGGGCGUGCGUCAGAUAGCCGUCCUCAUCACUCACAGAUCAUCAGAAGAUGAGGUAAUAGAAGCAGCUGAGGACCUUCUACUGCAGGAUGUCUCCAUCUUUGCCAUUGGCAUUGAAGGUUAUAACAACACUCAGCUGGAACAGAUAGUGUCUUACCCUCCAAAUCGUUAUAUUUCCAUCCAGAAGAGCUAUGCAGACCUAGAACCUUAUAGUGUCACUUUUCUAAACAAGCUCCAGUAUGAAGUAGACUACAGGACGUCCAUCCAACACGAACAAACCGAACGUUAUAGGACAGGCUGCAUUGAAACAGAACGGGCUGAUAUCUAUUUUCUCAUUGAUGGCUCAGGAAGCACUAAAAAAUACUUCCACGAAAUCAAGAAUUUCAUGAUGGAAGUGACACGAAUGUUUAUCGUUGCCCCAGAGAAGGUUCGGUUUGGGGCAGUUCAGUAUUCAUCCACAAGCCAAGAGGAGUUUGGCAUUGGCAAAUACUCUAACAAGGAGGACUUGGGCAAAGCCAUUCUCAAUAUCCGACACAUGGAUAAAAAAACAAAUACAGGGGCAGCCCUGAAUUUCAUGCUCCAAGUAAUCCAGAAUUCCAGGAAGAAGCAGUCCAGCAAGGUCCCCUGUCACCUUCUCGUCUUGACCGAUGGAAAGUCUGAUGACGAAGUUGAAGAACCAGCCAAGAGGCUAAGGGAGGAAGACGUUAUCAUUCAUGCAAUUGGCGUCAAAGGAGCUAAUAUAAAAGAGCUGGAAGAAAUAGCGGGGUCAAAGGACCGAGUUAAAUUUGUAUAUAAUUUUGACUCCUUAAAAAGCAUAAAAGAUGAAGUUGUGCAGAUCAUCUGCCAAGAAAAAGAUUGUAAAGACAAAAAGGCAGACAUCAUAUUUCUAGUGGAUAGUUCUAAGAGCAUAGGAGCCUCUACCUUCAGCACAAUAAAGACAUUUGUGAAAAACGUGGUGGACAAGACUAACGUUGGUAUUGAUCAAGGACAUGUUGGUGUUAUUCAGUUCAGCAACGUUACCAAGAAAGAAUUUGGGCUCACUGAAUACAUGACCAAAAAUGACAUUUUUGAUGCAAUUGACAGAAUGAAUCCUAUUAAAAAUAAAACCUAUGUAGGAAAAGCACUGGAAUUUGUUUCUGAUUACUUUGAACCCUUGAAUGGAGGACGUUCUGGUGUCAAGAAGUUUCUCAUCCUCAUCACUGAUGGGAAGUCAAGUGACACAGUUAAAGAACGAGCUUCAGAUCUUCGGAAUAAAGGAGUCAUUAUCCUCGUGGUUGCGGUCUUCCAGGCAAAAUCAUCUCUCCUAGAGGAUAUCACUGGAAAUACAAACUUGAUUUAUUAUGUUGAGAAAUUUGAUAACCAAAAACUACUUGAAGAUAAGCUGGUUUUUGAUAUGUGCACUCUCUAUGAAUGCAAACAAUUUCAAAUGCUAGACAUUGUACUUGUGCUGGAUGAUUCUUCGAGUAUCGGCCAUAAUGAGCAUGAAAGCAUGAUAAACUUCACGAAGCACUUGGUGAACAAGGCGGACGUUGGCAGAGACCGGGUUCAAUUUGGAGCCCUCAAAUAUGGAGAUAACCCUAAAGUCCUCUUCUACCUUAAUACCUACCACACCAAGGAAGGCAUCAUUGAGGGACUUAAAUACAAGAGAGAGGGAGUAAAUACUUACACGGCCAAGGCUCUGAAGAGCUCUCACGAGCUAUUUACGGAGGAACGUGGCAGUCGAGCCAAGAGAGGUGUAAAGCAGAUGCUCAUUGUGAUUACUGAUGGGGAAUCUCAUGAUAGUGACGAGCUUAAGAGCACAGCCCAGACACUGAGAGAUAAGAACAUCAUCAUCUAUGGAGUGGGUGUAGGGAGUGCUUCUGAGAAAGAACUCUUAGACAUAACAAACUCAAAAAACAAUUACUUCCUGGUAGACAAUUUUGAAAAACUAAAAGGACUCUACCUCCCCUUUGAGAAAAAAGCUUGUGAAAAUUCACUUGUUGUUUGUGGCAUACAAAAAGCAGAUGUCUUUUUCCUUUGCGAUGGCUCUGAUUUAGUAACUCAUAUGGAUUUCGGCAAAAUGGUUCAUUUUUUGGCAGACAUCAUUGAUAAUUUUGAUGUUUCACCCCAAAACACACGCAUUGGGAUGUCCCAGUUAGGCAGCUUUGACCAAGAAAUAAUUUACCUGAAUGAUACUUUGCAUAAAGAUGAGCGGAAAGGAAAAAUUUUGGCUUCUUUGAAGCGCAGUGGAAGUCCUCGGCUAGUAGAUGCACUUCACUUCGUGAAGGACACAUUUGUUUCUGGGAGCAGGAUCAUGGCUGGAGUUCCUCAGAUACUGUUUGUCAUCGUAUCUGGGAGGCCAAAGGGUAGCAUCUCCAUGGUGAACAAGGCUGUGGCAAAACUGAGAGAGCUUGGGGUGUGUAUCGUGGCCUUGGGGAUUGGGAAUGUUCGAAAUUAUGAAUUGCUCCAUAUCACCCACAACCCUGAGAAGAUCAUCACAGUGCCUGACUUUGAUAACUUGAAGAAAGAAGAUGUGAAAAAAAGGGUCACCCGGGAAAUCUGUCGCAACUGUCAGCAAAAGAGUUGCUUUGUGGAUACUGUUGUGGGCUUUGAUAUCUCGACCCAUCGGAGAGGCCAGACCUUGUUUGAAGGGCAGCCACACCUUGAAUCUUACCUUCCAGGCCUCCUAGAGUCUAUCAGUUCCUUAAGAGGUGUGAGCUGUGUGAGAAAACCUCAAGUCAGUAUAGCAUUUAAGGUAAACACUGAUAGCCAUUUUGAAUCCAGGUUCCAGAUCUAUGAAAAAACAAUGAUGGAAAAUCUGAGGCACACUGUAGUCAGCGGGCCAUCUCACCUUCAAGUGGCUGAUCUAGAAUCACUUUGGAGUGUAUUUAAUUACUCUGAAGAUCAUGGAAAGGUGAUGCUCAUUUUUUCUGAUGGUCUCCAGCAUGGCAAUAAUGAUCUCUGGAGACUUGAAAAGAAAUCAGAUGAACUCAGAAAACGAGGGUUGAUGGGUUUGUUCAUUGUUGCCCUGAACACUACUUCUCGUCUUGAUGAGUUUUCAAGCAUUGAAUUUGGGAAAGGAUUUGAAUAUAAGACACAUUUACACAUUGGAAUGAGAGACUUGAGAAGCAAACUGACAGAAUACCUGGACAAUAUUGCAGAAAGACAUUGCUGCUGUGCCUUCUGUAAGUGUUCGGGAGCUCCAGGGCCAAUCGGGUACCAAGGAUCAAGAGGUUUCAAGGGAUCGACAGGUCAGAAGGGCGGCAGAGGACACAGAGGGGAAGAGGGAGAGCCUGGGACAAGAGGAGACAGUGGGCCAGAAGGAGAAAGAGGUGCUCAAGGAUGUCAGGGGGACAGGGGCCUUAAGGGAGUCACAGGAAUAAAUGGAUUUAAGGGAGAAGAUGGAGAUUAUGGAAUUGAUGGCCUAAAUGGAGAAGAGGGCUUCCAUGGAACUCCUGGAAAGAAGGGAGAGAAAGGUGACCCAGGAUCCCAGGGAAGUAUGGGUAUCAGAGGUGUUCCUGGUAUCCGUGGAGGAAAAGGAUUUCCAGGAGAUCCUGGUGAACCUGGAAGGGACAACUUCUCCAGAGGGCCUGCGGGAUCUAAAGGAGAGCAAGGAAGACAAGGUCGAAGAGGACAAAAAGGCACAGAUGGCAGGCCUAACUCAAGAGGAAAAAUAGGACCAACAGGCCAAAGAGGAACCCAUGGACCAAAGGGCCCAAGUGGAAGUGCUGGCCCUAAAGGUGAAGAUGGAUCUGAAGGAUUAAGAGGAAUUGAGGGAAAAAUUGGAGACCCUGGACAGAAGGGAGAAAAAGGAAGCCUCGGAAAUAAAGGUCCUCAGGGGCCUUCUGGACAAGCAGGGGUUAAAGGGAGACCUGGAAAGCCCGGCAUCUUGGGAAGGAAGGGACAACCCGGAAUUCCAGGUGAUAAAGGAAUCCUAGGACUUCCUGGAUCUCGUGGAAUACAGGGAGACGUGGGCAAACCAAGUUAUGGCCACCGGGGAAGGAAAGGAGCAAAGGGCUCAAGAGGACACCCAGGAGACAUUGGGAACCAGGGUGAUGUUGGUGAUAGAGGAACUCCAGGGGGACCUGGACCUAAAGGAUUCAAAGGAGUCACAUUUGGCCUAGGUGAAAAGGGUGAAAUGGGUUUUCCUGGCUCUCCUGGACCUGCAGGGCCAAGGGGUCCUAAAGGCAUGAAGGGAUGGCCUCUAAGUUCGGAAUGUGAGCUCAUUAAAUUCUUGAGGGAUCAUAGUCCCUGUUGGGAAGACAAAUGCCCUGUCUACCCAACAGAAUUGGUGUUUGCAUUGGACGUGUCAAAACAGAGAUUUGAAGUUGUGAAAAAUAUGACCAUUUCCAUUUUGAAGGACCUUAAAAUCAGGGAAAACAACUGUCCCAUAGGAGCAAAGGUUGCUGUCCUUUCUUAUGGUUCUGAAAGCAGAUAUCUUAUUCGCUGGUCAGACUAUUCCAGUAAGCGGCAACUCCUCCAGAAACUCUCCAGAAUGACAUUUGAACGAUCUCCCUACUCUAGAGAUCUUGGUGACGCCAUGUUAUUUGUGGCCAGGAAUGUUUUCAAGCGAACCUUACCAGGACCUAACGUCAGGAGGCUCACUGUAUUUUUUAGUGACAAUCAAUCUCCAGAUAUAACAUCAAUCAUCACUGCCACCAUGGAGUUCAGCGGCCUCAAUAUCAUUCCAGCUGUAUUUGUUUUUAAUGAAAUGUUUGGUCUUGAGGAGGCCUUCCAGUUUGAUGACACUGGUACAUAUCAGGUCAUUCCAGUUCUAUCCUCUCACUUUUCUGAGCCAAUAAAAAGACUUCGUCAGUGCACACUCUGCUAUGAUAAAUGCUUUCCAAAUGUUUGUGCCGAAGAGCAAGCUGAUCGAGUAUAUUCGUACAUGGAUGCCCUCUUCCUCGUGGACAGCUCCCGGCAUGUGACAGGAGAUGAAUUUGAGCAAAUGAGAUCUUUCCUGAGCUCAGUGCUUGACAGCUUUGAGAUUUCUGACGACCCUUUGCAUUCUGAUGUAGGUGAUCGACUGGCUUUGCUAAGCUAUUCCCCAGGGGAUUUCUCCAGGAGAAGGAUAAGCACUCCGGUGAAGGAAGAGUUUGUCUUUACCACUUAUAACAGUAAAACUCUAAUGAAGAUAUACAUACAGGAUUCCCUCAAGCAACUUCAUGGAGAAGCCUUUGUUGCCCAUGCCCUUCAAUGGACAACAGAAAAGGUUUUCUCUGACACAGAACAGUCGAGGAAAAACAAGGUCAUCUUUAUUAUAUCUGCCGGAGAAAAUAAGGAAAAUAAGAAUGUCUUAAGGAAAAUGGCCCUGAGAGCCAAAUGCCAGGGGUAUGCCAUAUUUGUGAUUUCUCUGGGAUCCACACGAGAAGAAGAAGUAGAGGACAUAGCCAGCCUCCCUCUGGAUCAUCACUUGAUUCAACUUGGCAGAAUUCAUAAACCCAAUUUGGACUAUGCUGUGCGGUUCAUUAAGCCUUUUAUCCACUCAGUUAGACGAGGAUUCAAUAAAUACCCCCCUAUAACAUUGGAGAGACAAUGUAGACUUAUCUUGUCAGAACCACCACUUUUUCUUGACGGGACUAUUUUUACUUCAGGCAAUUAUGAAAUCUCCUCUGGUGAACCUUUUUUGUUAAAUGAAGAGGCACAGAAGCAAGAUCAUUCUUCAGUUUUACUGGAAAACAAUCAAAGUGAUGAAGUACUCUAUCUUCGCGACCAAAUGUUAAUUCCAGAAGAACUAUUAGUGAAAUACCCUAAAACAGUGGACACUGGAAAAGUAACAACUCUUACUUCAGAAAAUAAAAUAGAUAAUGGCCAUGAUUUGGAGCCAGAGGAAGUGGAUAUGAACUCUGGCUCUACCUUCAUGACUUUAGAAAGACCAUAUCAUUUAGUAGACAAACCAAUGGAUGUGGAGAUGGUGGAUAUGGAUUUGAAGCCAGGCUCUGACUAUCUGAUAGCAGGAGAUGAUAGUCGUGGAGAAAAAGAAGAAUCCAGCCCCACUUUGGAGCCCAGCACACAGUCUCUGGAAAACAUUUUUGUGGAUGUGGUUUUCCUCCUUGACUCUUCACGGAAUGUGGAAAGUUCUGAGUUUCAAGAAAUAAAAGAAUUUCUGGUCUCGGUGCUUGACUACUUUUACAUUGCCCCGGACCCGGUGACCUCUCCCAUAGGAGACAGAGUAGCCCUCCUGAGUUACUCCCCCCAGGGCUAUAGGCCCAACACAGAAGAGUGCCCAGUUCACAUGGAGUUUGAUUUAGUUACUUACAACAAUGUCCCCCAAAUGAAAAGCUACGUGAGGGAAGCUCUUCAGCCACUGAACGGCGAGUCUUUUGUUGGCCAUGCCCUGAAGUGGACAAUUGAUAAUAUCUUCUCAGACGCCCCCAACCUGAGGAAAAACAAAGUUAUCUUUGUGAUAUCUGCUGGAGAGACCAAUUAUUUGGACCAAAAAGCCUUAAAGGAAGAAGCUCUGAGAGCCAGGUGCCAAGGCUAUGCCAUCUUUGUGUUGUCCUUUGGCCCCACACACAAUGACAAAGAGCUGGAAGAGCUUGCCAGCCCGCCCCUGGAUCAUCACUUGGUCCAGCUGGGCAGAAUUCAUAAACCUGACUUUGACUAUAUCGUGAGGUUCAUCAAACCCUUUCUCCAUUCAAUCAGACGUGCAAUCAACCAAUAUCCCCCUGCAGAUUAUGCUCCAAAAUGCAUUAAUGUGACUUCUUCUAGACCAAAGAAACUUCAGGAAGAACACGCCAUAUUCCUUCUUCCUGAGAGAUAUGAGAUGGAGGUAGAAAAUAAUGACUUCUCUGACGAAUAUGAUUCUGAAGAGCCUCAUCUGGUUAUUUUAGAGGGCAAUCACAGUGUUAAAUCUGGAGACAUUUUUGACUUUUUCCAUGAGCUCCACCAUCUGUUUUCUACUGGGGAAGUCUCAAUGAAUGAUCAGGAAACACCAUGGUCCAAAGUAAAUACCUCUUUCAUUGAAGAUGAACAAAAAACUAACAAAGAUGAUGGAGAUGUAAGAUGAUAACCUUAUUACAAACAAGAUGUGACUUGUCAUGUUUGUUGUCAUGUCAUGGAGUUCUUGUACAAUUGUGUUUUUUAUGUUGUCUGUUGAUGACCUGUCAGUCUUUUGUCUAGAUCGUGAAUUCCCAAUGUUGAAUGUAGUAUGUAGAGGGAUUUGGCCAACCAAAAUAAUAAUAAUAAUAAUAAUAAUAAUAAUAAUAAUAAUGGUAAGAGAUAGAAUGAGCAAUCUUAUAUCUAGGAAAAUACUUUCCCUAAUGGAGGUUCUAUAGGGCCCUAGCCUUAAAGAUAAGAAUUCCUGGGUUCAAAUACUGCUUCAUACACUGACUGGUUGUGUGAUCCCAAGCAAGUCACCUGCCUCCAUACUUUAGUUUCUUCACCAGGAAAAUGAGGAGUUUGGACUUGAGAACCUCUAAGAUACCUUCCUGCUCUGAAAUUAUUAUCCUAUGAUUUUCUCAAGUUAAAAAAAAGUCUAUCUGUCAUAAGUAAGAAAAAAUAACAAAGAAAAAAAUCUCAUAGGUAACAAAAACAUUCUUUCUUAGGUGAUUCAGGGGUUUCUCCUUACAGAGCUCUUAAUGAGCAUAAGAAAAAAGCAAAAUGAAAAUUAAUAGGCCAAUCUUUGUUGCAGAGAAGAACUAGAGAUAUUCUCUGAAUUUGGUAACAUUUACAUUGUUAUGCAAUAACUUUAUACAGAAGUUAGUAAGGAUAGUUUUUAAAAAGUUGGAAAAUAUUGUUUAGGAUUAAGAAAUAAAUUAAAAAUCAGAGACUUAAUAAAUUCCAGUUAUAUAUCACAUUUUCUUUAAGAACUACAUGAUAAGUAUCAAAUAGUAAGACCAAUAAAAAAGGAAUUGACUCUUUUUUUUUUUUUCUGAGGCAAUUGGGGUUAAGUGACUUGCCCAGGGUCACACAGCUAAGGG